UAUAUCACUAAUGCCAUGCGGUCAAGUGUGAAGCCACUUGUAAGAGUUACACACUUAUGCGUUUACUCCGCAGGGAGCUUGGUUACUCACUAAAUGUCAUAAGAAAUAUUACAUAGAGUGACAAGCAGUGCAUACAUUCAGUAUCGACGAGAACGCUCCGCGAAAAACACGUGCACUCAUUUCAAACGAUUCUGAUUUGUCUACAUGUCCCUAUAUAAAUAAAUUGUGUAAGAACGAUCAGGAUAGGUUUAUUUUAGACCCAUUAGGAGAUGUCUUUGGCUGAAGUAAGAAGAUGCCCGUUUUUCUUCGAGAUGUAGAAAAUAUCCACAUUUUUAAUAAAAAGAAAUAGUAUCCCGUAUGUUGUAAUCAGAUAAGUUAGUUUUUAGUAUAAUUGUGAUUUAAAAGGUUAUUUCAUGAGUUGAUGAAGAUUUAGGUAUAGAAACUGUUGGGAAUAAUUAGGGGUAAAAUGUGCAGAGUUAGUUUAUUUUCUUUUGUGAUUGUGAUUGUAGUUGGGAUGAUGAUAGUUGAAGGGAGUAAUAUUACGUUGGCGAAACGUGUGAAGAAGGGAUUUUUAGGGAAGAAAUUGAAGAAGGAUUUUAAAAGGCUGAAAAAGCAGGAAGGUGCUCUCAAACUUGUGGAUGGAGACAGAGGAAUAUUUGAAGGUAACGUGGAGAUUCUUCACAAUGGAAAGUGGGGAAAUAUUUGUGAUGACGAAUGGGAUGAAUCAGAGGCGAAAGUUGUUUGCAGACAAUUAGGUUUCGACAGGGCACUCAGGCCUACCACAAAUGGACAUUUUGGUCAGGCUAGACGACGAUUUUGGAUGGAUAACGUAUAUUGUGAUGGUUCUGAAGAAGAAUUGGCAAAUUGUAGAUUUGAUGGAUGGAGCAAGACUGAUUGCGAAAGUGGAGAGGCUGCAGGAGUGAUUUGUUUGAACGAAAAAGAGGAAAGCUGGUCUGAAUCAACCUUGAAUUUCGUAAAAAUGCCUGAGAUGAAGAUGAAUAUCAAGCAGAGUCAUCAGCGAGGAAUGGCCAUUCGGUUAAGUGGAGGUCGUUCACCCAGUGAAGGAAGACUUGAAAUCAACUUAGAAAAUUCAGGAUGGGGUGUCGUUUGCGGGGAUGGAUGGUCCCUCCUGGAAGCAGGUGUGAUUUGUCGCCAGCUGGGAUUAGGCUACGCCAUCGACGCCGUGAAGACGAACUUCUUCGGGGAACAAAAAUUACCGAUGGCCAUUAGUGGUAUUGAAUGCCAGGGCAACGAGCGGAAUUUGGCGGAAUGCCUACACGACAAGGUCGUAGAUUGUCCAGGACCGGGGGAGAAUAUAGCUAGUGUCACCUGCUCGAGAAACGUAGCAGAUCUAGUUUUUGAUCAUAUUGAGCUAAUGAGAACUGCUCAUUUGGAGGACAGACCCCUUUACUGGCUCCAAUGUGCCAUGGAAGAAAAUUGCCUAGCCUCGCAAGCGUACAAAAUACAAAAAGAAUCCGAUUCCUGGCAUUUGGAAACAAGAAGACUUUUACGCUUCACGGCAAGAACUUUGAAUGCUGGUACUGCUGACUUCCGACCUGCUAUCCCAAAACAUCUCUGGGAAUGGCACAUGUGUCACAUGCAUUAUCAUUCUAUGGAAGUGUUUGCGACAUUUGACAUAAUCGAUUCGCAUGGUAAGCGAGUUGCUGAGGGUCACAAAGCAUCCUUUUGUCUUGAAGACAACCAGUGCAUGCCAGGAGUUCAAAGAAAGUACAAAUGCGCCAACUAUGGUGAUCAAGGAAUUUCUGUAAACUGCAGUGAUAUUUACAAGUACAACAUUGACUGUCAGUGGGUCGAUAUUUCGGAACUAGAACCUGGACUUUAUACCUUCAAGGUUGCUGUCAAUCCGGAAUUUAAAGUGGGCGAAAUGUCAUUUGAUAAUAACGCGGCCGUUUGCCAUCUUCUCUAUACAGGAACCUCUGCUUCUGUCCACAGUUGUGUUAUGGCACGACCAUGAUGUAGAUCGAAUUUUUUAAAUUAAUUUCGCAAAGAAUUAACUCAUUCAAGAUGAAUUAAUUAAUUUUGUUGUAAUCUUAGAUAAUGGAAUAAAUAUAUUUUGAAAGAA
Belonocnema kinseyi is the source of this 2083-nucleotide messenger RNA. RefSeq names its product lysyl oxidase homolog 3A-like. Gene Ontology annotation, cellular component: membrane. Gene Ontology annotation, biological process: peptidyl-lysine oxidation. NCBI's taxonomy places the organism in Eukaryota, Metazoa, Arthropoda, Insecta, Hymenoptera, Cynipidae. The transcript is spliced from 8 exons. Gene Ontology annotation, molecular function: copper ion binding; protein-lysine 6-oxidase activity. The record is from RefSeq and is a predicted model, not a curated record. Bases 467 to 1975 code for a protein of 502 amino acids.